GUGUCUGCAGAAAAUUCAGACUAUUGACAGGAAUUCUUCAUGUCAAUCGCUGUACAAUAAAAUUAGAUAUCAUGGCCUCAUUGAUCUAAAUUGUUUAUUUUCUUCACAGUAACAAUGUUUUAUCAGAUUGCUUGUUUCGAGGCGCUGAGUUCACUGUCUACCUCUUUUCAAAAUUUUUAUCCAAAAUGAAAAUACCGAUGUUUGGCGGACUUCACAAAUUCCAUUCGUAUUCCUAUCUGCUUACGCAAUCAUCAUUAUUCUCCCUAAGACUUCCAAAAUAUUCAAGCUUGCAAACUCGUUUGUUACAUUCGGGACACAAAACAGAAUUAUUUGGUGAUAAAAAUGAAUCUUGGGUACCCAUAUAUCGUUUCCGUUCCAUAAUUUUCCUCCAGGCGAUCUCACAACUUAAAAUUAUAUUAACUGGCUCAUUAAUUUCUGGCUGUCCAGUAGCUAUAUACAAAUACCUACAUGAUCAAGUUUCUUCCUCAUUAGUCUAUACAUUUCUGGGUUGUGCCGCGUUUUCCCUGUGCAGUCUGAUUAUUUUCAGUUGGCUCAGCAUAAAAAUUGUGGGAGUCGUUAGUAUUCACAGAGAGUCUGGUCUAGUACGCAUCGGACAUUUAACAUUUUGGGGAAAACGUCAAAAUACAAUUUUGAAUUCAGGUCAAAUAGUCCCACCAUCGGAUCUUAACGAAACACCGGAAAAAAAAAUUUAUGUUCGUAUUGGGAUAAUUAAUGCAAAUCCCAAUUCCACAAAACCUUUGGGAAUUGGACGAACCUUUCUUCUAACUAGAGGGAGAUCGGAAAUAUUAGACAGAGAAAAAUUCAAGCAGAUUUUCGGAUUUAUAUGAGUUUUAAGUGUUAUCAUCUUAAUGUAUAACAUAUCUCCACACCACGCUUUACAAAUGGAGCACGAUGAUACACUAUUGUAACUGCGGUCAUCGUAAAAUAAGAAAAUAAACUGAUUUAUAAACAUCUUUUAUACUUUCCACUGCUGAUCCUGGUUAGUGAAUUAAGUGAUUCGACGUUAAAUUCUGGCUCAGAAAUAGUUUAAAAUAUUACUGACAUUGAUGGAUGGUAAUGAGAAAUUGAUCCUAAAGAAUCAUUACGGAUUUAGAAGACAACUAACUGUUACUACUCAGUUCGAUUGCUAUUGCAUCGAAUUUAUUUAAUAAUAUGAUUUCUUUCUGUGAGUCUCUGGUACUCAGAGAUCAUUUCUCACAAUAUAUUUUUUGUAGACAAGUUAAUCUUGGCAGAAAAGUUUAUUUUAUACUUCCUACUGCUGGUUUUGUGGAAGUCAGCAUCUCUAAACUCCCGCGAAUCGGGCAAAAAAGUUAAACUUAUAACGUCCAGUUAAUAAAUGAAUAAUUAAGAACGAAAAGUCAUAAAAUGACGACUAAUUACC
Molecule: messenger RNA, 1402 nt
Organism: Schistosoma bovis
Lineage: Eukaryota; Metazoa; Platyhelminthes; Trematoda; Strigeidida; Schistosomatidae
Source: the annotation of a GenBank genome assembly